This is a messenger RNA of Sturnus vulgaris (Common starling), 1120 nucleotides long. Its product is annotated as C-X-C chemokine receptor type 2-like. Lineage: Eukaryota; Metazoa; Chordata; Aves; Passeriformes; Sturnidae. Gene Ontology annotation, molecular function: C-C chemokine binding; C-X-C chemokine receptor activity; C-C chemokine receptor activity. Gene Ontology annotation, biological process: calcium-mediated signaling; neutrophil chemotaxis; positive regulation of cytosolic calcium ion concentration. Gene Ontology annotation, cellular component: external side of plasma membrane; membrane. The record is from RefSeq and is a predicted model, not a curated record.
ACUGCCACCCCACACUCUUGCCAUUUUGUGCUCCACAGGCAAAAUGGAGUCCUUGUCCUACAGCGGGGAUUUAUCCAACAUCUUCUACCUUUACAACUACAGCUAUGACUACAGCACAGCCAUGCCUGACACUGCUAUCUUAUCCUCUCCGUGCCGGCCUGAAAGCUCUGCCCUCAACAAGUACCUGGUGGUGGUGAUCUACUGUCUCGUCUUUAUCCUCAGUGUGGUAGGGAAUGGUCUGGUGGUGCUGGUGGUGACCUCCAGCCACACAAGCCGCUCCGUCACCGACGUCUACCUGCUCAACCUGGCUGUGGCAGACCUGCUCUUUGCUUUGAGCCUGCCACUUUGGGCAGCCUACCGAGCACACGAGUGGGUCUUUGGCACUGUGAUGUGCAAAGCCAUCUCUGUGCUGCAAGAGGCCAACUUCUACAGCGGCAUCCUUCUGCUGGCCUGCAUUAGCGUGGACCGCUACCUGGCCAUCGUCUACGCCACGCGGGCUGCCACGGAGAAGAGGCACUGGGUGAAGUUUGUCUGCUUGGGCAUCUGGGUCUUUUCCAUACUGCUCUCCCUGCCUGUGCUGCUCUUCCGUGAGGCUUUCCGCUCACCCAACAAUGGCACUGUGUGCUAUGAGCGCAUCAGUGGCGAGGACACGGCCAAGUGGCGGGUAGUGCUGCGGAUCCUGCCGCAGACAUUCGGCUUUGUCUUGCCCCUCCUGGUGAUGUUCUUCUGCUACGGUGUCACCAUCCACACCCUCCUGCAGACCAAGAAUGCUCAGAAGCAGCGGGCCAUGAAGGUCAUCUUUGCUGUGGUGCUGGUCUUCCUCAUCUGCUGGCUGCCCUACAACAUCACACUGGUGAGCGACACCCUCAUGAGGACACGGGCCAUUGCUGAGACCUGUGAGAGGAGGAACCGCAUCGACACAGCCCUCUCUGUCACGCAGGUCCUGGGCUUUGCCCACAGCUGCAUCAACCCUAUCAUCUACGCCUUCAUCGGUCAAAAGUUUCGCAACAGCUUCCUCAAGAUCCUGGCGCAGCGUGGGCUGAUCAGCAAGGAUGCUGUUGCCCGCUAUGGCCGCACCUCCUAUGUCUCCACCUCUGGCAAUACAUCCACCACCCUCUGA